Molecule: messenger RNA, 4643 nt
Organism: Artibeus jamaicensis (Jamaican fruit-eating bat)
Lineage: Eukaryota; Metazoa; Chordata; Mammalia; Chiroptera; Phyllostomidae
Gene: MCUR1
Product: mitochondrial calcium uniporter regulator 1
Exons: 9
Coding region: 108-1211 (367 amino acids)
Biological process (GO): calcium import into the mitochondrion; positive regulation of mitochondrial calcium ion concentration
Cellular component (GO): mitochondrion; mitochondrial inner membrane
Source: RefSeq, a predicted model, not a curated record
ACGCUGCCGCACAGCCCCCUGCGGUCGGGUUCGGGACCGAGCUGCGCGUGACCGGCGCCGCGCGCGAGCGCCAUGAGCGCGCUCCCGGGCCAGUGACAGGCUCGGGGAUGGAUUGUAGCUCUGUCUCGGGAAAGGGGCCGAAGCCCCCGCCGGAUCGCCGGCGGCUUCUGCUCUUCCUACUCGCCAGCCGCCACGGAAGCCUGGGCGGCCGCGGCGUUCCGGCACGCCGCUGCCUGUCCGCAUUCCCGGAAGGUCCGGGGGCGCUGGGCCCCCGAGUCCUAGGGUCCCGCGGCGCUUCCCGUGCCUCCGCGCUGCUCCCGUUGGUGCUGGUUCCCUCCCCACGCCUGGCCGCCGCCGCACAGCGCCGACCACUAGGAGACUGGGAGCGCUCGCGCCCGGAAACCUCGGCUACCCAAGCCGGUGGCCACGACAGCGGCGGCUCCGCACCGAGGGGCCAACUGGGCCCCGCCCUGGGCGUCGCUGGUGCCGCCCGCCUUCUCCACCUGUGCCAAGCCUGGGUGCCAGCCCUCGCUUCCUCGAGGAGAGAGCUAAGCCUCUCUGCCGGGUGCCCACAGCUGGAGCGCAGACACCGAGAUUUCACCUCUUCCGGGAGCAAGAAGCUCUACUUUGACACCCAUGCCUUAGUGUGUUUACUGGAAGAAAAUGGGUUUACUACUCAACAAGCAGAAAUCAUUGUAUCUGCCUUGGUCAAGAUCACAGAGGCCAACAUGGAUAUCGUCUACAAAGACAUGGUCACCAAGAUGCAACAGGAGAUCACUCUUCAGCAAAUAAUGUCUCAGAUUGCUAGUGUGAAAAAAGAUAUGAUUAUUUUGGAGAAGAGUGAAUUUUCAGCUCUCAGAGCAGAAAAUGAGAAAGUAAAACUUGAACUACUUCGGUUAAAACAACAAAUAAUGGAUGAAGUGGUGAAAGUCCGAACAGAUUCCAAACUAGACUUCAAUCUAGAAAAGAGCAGAGUAAAAGAAUUGUAUUCAUUAAACGAAAGGAAGCUGCUGGAAAUGAGGACAGAAAUGGUGGCAUUGCACGCCCAGCAAGACCGGGCUGUCACCCAGACGGACAGGAAGAUCGACACUGAGGUUGCUGGCCUCAAAACCAUGCUGGAGUCGCACAAGCUUGAUAAUAUUAAAUAUUUAGCAGGGUCUGUAUUUACAUGCCUAACAGUAGCUCUGGGAUUUUAUCGACUGUGGAUAUAAUAAAGUGUCUAUUUAAAAAGAUUGCUAUUGUUUUGCCCUAAGAAUACCAGAUUGUUGUGCUUUUCCCCUCCCAUUUCAACUUUUACCCCUGAUUUUCAUUUAAUACAUAUUAUGUAUUUUAUAUAAAUUAUGGACCUAUCACGAAGGCAAAGCAGUCAGGAAUUUCACAAUUGCUCCUUUCGCCCUUUCUGUUUGGUUGACUCUAUAAUGCUGAGUGGUGGUGGACAAAGCCUGGAAGACUCCACCAGCCGGAUCGGUGAACUUGGCCUAACCUGGGGACACACCAACAGUAAUUAUCUGUAUAACUCUACAGUUGUAAAUGUUUUGUCAAAUAGAGGAUUCGGGGUGAUAUUUAAAAGGCCCAUUGGCUUUACUAAGUGUUGAAGAAUUUCUGAAACUAAACCAGGAGCACCAAAUCCUCUGUACCUGCCACCGCAGCCCUUCCCAUCAGUCAGCCUCUGUGAGAGAGUGCUGCGUUUCAGCUCUGGCGGGCUCCCAUGUUGGUAGUACAGACGUACUUUACAUCCAGAGGAGGUUUUCUCUCUUAACUUCCACUGUCUACAUAAGUUACUGUUGUAGUUAUGUUUAUGUGCCUUCCAGCUAGAAAAUCUUGUUGCUUAAUGAAGUGUUGUAAUUGUAAUAGGGACUCUUGACCUCUAGGUUUCUCUUCCUCCCUCUCACUUGGUCAUUCUUCCUUUCCCUCAUAAUCUGAGCUAUAAUAAUGCUCCACUUGUGGCAUUGCCUACAUAGAAAGCUUGCUAUUUCUCGGUGUGGAUGGCCACUUCAGUUUGUGGGAUGGGGUGUACUUCCUUCUGGUCUUCUGUUCUUUAUAGAAGGGAGGCAGUCUGUUUUCCUUCUGUAGCAACAUCUAGAUACUUAGAUAAUGUAUGCAUUUUUUAGAAAUGUCUUUAAUGAAUAUGCCUUUGCGCAUUACAAGCUCAGAUUGUAUACUUUCAAAAUUAGCGAACUGUCAUGCCAGGUAUCAUCUGAGUUUAGGUGGAUUUCUUUGGCUGUUAUAGGUAUUCUCAUUCUUACCUUACUUCUAUAUUUAAAACAAAUAAAUUCCUACAUACAACUGUGGUUACUUUGGAAAAGCUCCUUCUCAUUUUAUUUAAAUGGCUGGCAGGUAGGAGAAAAUAAACAUCUCAGAAAAGAUGACAUCAAUAGGACCUUUUUCUUCUUUCUCCACGCGCACACAUCUGAACAUCGUCGGUGCAGAGGAGAAACCACGCAGGGGCUUCCUGACCAGACUGGUGGACUAAACCCGUGGUCACUCUCCCAACCACACUGGCGAGAAAAAGUUGCCUUUUGUCCUGUGGGUGUCAUGUCUGAACUGGAAAGUGUAGGUCUUUCUCUUUUUGGAAAAUAUUUAUGUAGCACGAAGAUUCUGAAUUCCAAGUAAGUAUGCAAAUCAAGUACUUUUGCAUUAGCGGUAUCAGUUUCCAAGUUAUUAAUUUAAUCUUUUCCAGCUAGAUAUGAAAUUAUCUUAACUGCUUCAGAAAAUAUUUUAUUGAUAUAUUCUUCCCCUUUUGGAGAAGGACCCCCAGAAAAUACUGCACAUUUAGCCAUUGCCUUAAGUACUUAAGACUUCUAAGUAGAUGGUAUCCCAUUAGGACCACAUUUGAGACUACUUAAUGCAGAUGUAACUGGUUAGUGGAGCUUAGAUAAAGGCCUUAGGCUGCAGAUACUCCUAUGAAAUAAAGAACACCCAAGGGAGAAAGUACUAUAUAUCAUUAUGUUUCAAAGCAAACACUAACUUGUAUAGGUUAAAAACAGUGAAGUGACCUUAUAUCCUGAUAAAAUGUUUUUAAAAUAUCAUUCAGGGAGGUGACAUUCUUUAACCUGCCCAAAGUACUCCAAAUGACAUUCCUACUGGUGAUAGUGGGCUGCAUCGGUCCAUCACUCAGUAUGAGCCAUUGAUUUUGCUGUAGAGUUCUUGGCGGUACGAAACUGUUUUUCUCCUCCAUCUCAGGAACAAUGAACUCCCCUUUUGAUGGAGUGGAUUGCGUGCUUAUAUGGGGGUUAAGAGGGUUUAGGACGAUGCUUUAUUUGGUCAAAUGUAUUCUAUCUGAAAAACGUAUGAGCCAAACAUACGCAUCCCCUUCCCACUGAUGGGCCAGACGUCUGUGAACAGUGUGAGCACUCGGUGACUGGACACAGUACGACCACUUGCUGAGCUAUCUCUGCUUAGAAGGAUUCAUAUCACUUUAGGAAGUUAAGCAUCAGCACUCAGACGGGGAAUGAUGCCUGUAAAAACUUCCAGAAAAUCUGUAACCAUAGCUAGAUCCUGAAAACAUACCUCUCUAGGUACAGGUGCUUCAGCUACAAAUGCCUAACGCAGAACAGGUUGACGGAAACUAUUCCUAGUCACUCCAUUCUUCAGAGUUCCGCUGCAUUCCCAGUUCCUCCUCCUCCGUCCUCUGGCCUUCAUCUUGUGAAAGAUCCCAAACUCCAAUUCCAUUUCUUUCCUACCCCCUUAAUAAGCAAACCUGUUUGUGUGUAUAGUUCUUUACAGGAAACACGAAUUUUGGUUUCUGUGCUGGUCUUCUCGCCUAGUUUUCUAGCUUAAUAGCUAACAAAACGAAAUCUGAAUGUAUUUUUCCCUUAAGUAUGUCAAGUACCUCAGCUGAGAAGUCACAAAUUCAAUAAGAAAAAGGCUUGACAACUCAAACCAGACAUCUUGCUGGAAUUUGUCUCUGAAUGCUUGAGAGCCCUAUUACCCUCGGCCACCUUCAGCAUGACCCUGACUGGAUUGUUUGGGGCUAGUUUGCGCGUUUCCUUCUGCAGCAGCAGUUAGGGACGCGACCUUCCCUCUUCAGUUCUAGUCUCCUCCUUCCCAGCCUCUCUGCCGCUUACUAACGGUGUCAGCAUCUCUCUCCCCAACCCUAAUACGCCUGUUCUAGGGAUUUUGGCCUCAUUUCCAAACAGACCCCAUACAGACGGUGACACAGAACUCAGGCCUAGAAAACAUUGGCUUUAAUGCACAUUUAUCAAAUUUGUGAUUUUUCUGACAUGAAAGCAAAAAUAUGUUAACCAGAAAUAAUUAAUUCUUUAUGGAUAUAAAAUACUUGGUAAUGUUUAGUCUUUUGUUGGAAUUUUAUUGGGAAAAUAUCUCUACAAAUUUACACGUACAAUCCUCUGAUUAUAACCCAAAUCAUUUCUUAACCCUUUCAUUACUUAUGCAAAUAUUCGGUUGAAUUUUACAAUAUAGUAAAGUGGGUAUAAUGUGUGUCAUUUUUAUUAUCUAAAAUGUGUAAUUCUGUGUGGCUGAUACACUUUUCUAUUUAUUCAAAUUGAAUAUGAAUACUAGAACAACCUCUGCCUACACUGUAUUUCAAUUGUUAUUCCUUCCAAUUGUAUGUGAUAACAGUGGUGUAUUAUAAGAAAAUGUAGUACCUAAAAAUUUGAAUUUACAUAGAUAAAUUUGAAAGU